Molecule: messenger RNA, 1032 nt
Organism: Hevea brasiliensis (rubber tree)
Lineage: Eukaryota; Viridiplantae; Streptophyta; Magnoliopsida; Malpighiales; Euphorbiaceae
Product: short chain aldehyde dehydrogenase 1
Exons: 2
Coding region: 94-936 (280 amino acids)
Molecular function (GO): oxidoreductase activity, acting on the CH-OH group of donors, NAD or NADP as acceptor
Source: RefSeq, a predicted model, not a curated record
UCACAAGCUGGCAAGCCUGACAGGACUGACAAGCAUAAAAGGAUCUAUUGCUUCAGUCAUUUACAAGUGCCAGUUAAUCAACUCGUGGAGAAGAUGAGUUCCAGCCAUUCACCAACAUCCAUCACUAGAAGGCUAGAAGGGAAGGUAGCAUUGAUAACCGGUGGCGCCAGUGGAAUAGGUGAGAGCACCGCCAGGCUAUUUGUCCAACAUGGAGCCAAGGUACUCAUUGCUGACGUCCAAGAUGAUCUUGGGAAAUCACUUUGUCAAGAAUUUGGCUCUCCAAAAGAAAGCAAUAUUUCUUAUGUACAUUGCGAUGUAACUUCUGACUCCGAUGUCCAAAACGCUGUGGAUAAGGCUGUCUCCAGGUAUGGAAAGCUUGAUAUAAUGUUCAACAAUGCUGGAAUUGGGGGUGCUGCAGAAUCCGGAAUCUUGGAUUGUACUAAAGAAAAUUUCAAGAGAGUAUUUGAUGUGAAUGUGUAUGGUGCCUUCUUGGGUGCCAAGCAUGCCGCCAGGGUGAUGAUUCCAGCCAAGAAAGGCUGCAUACUAUUCACUGCAAGUCUUGCUUCAGUAUGUUGCGUGGAUUCCUCAUUGCAUGCCUAUACGACAUCAAAACAUGCAGUUGUGGGGCUAGCCAAGAACUUGUGCGUGGAGUUAGGACAGUAUGGGAUAAGGGUUAAUAGUAUUUCCCCAUAUGCUCUUGCUACCCCGAUGACAAGAAUUGGUUUGAAGAUGGGGAAGAUGGAGGCAGAAGAGUUAAUUUCAUCAACUGCUGUUCUGAAAGAAGCAAUAUUGGAACCAGAAGAUAUUGCACAGGCAGCCUUGUACCUUGCGAGUGAGGAGUCCAAGUAUGUCAGUGGGAUCAACUUGGUGGUUGAUGGAGGCUAUGGUCUCACCAACCCCUCCUUUGGAAUGGCAAUGAAAAGCCUAUUUGCUUAAGAUAGCUGGUAUUUUAUCCAUGAAAUUCCAAAUAAUUAAGAUGGGCUCUUUCUGCUGUUCUUUUGCUUUAUAACGAAUCAGUUUAUUUAUGAGACA